CGCUCCCUCUCUCUCUCUCCGCGUUCUGUCUGCUUGCUGCCGCCACGUUUUGCUCCUUCCGAUCCUCCAUUACCGUGAGGAGAGGGAGAUCCAUGCUUCGUAGGGACGGAAGUUAACUCCAGUGCUGCGCUACUACUCUGAUUCUUCGAAGUGUUUGGCCGGAGAUCCCGAUGGGGUCGUCUUUCCGAUCUGUGUUUGUCUUCCUCCUAUUGAUCGCUCUUCUACUCCGUGCUGGUCACUCAAAGACCCUAAAAAGAGACGUGAAAGCACUAAAUGAAAUAAAGGCGUCUCUUGGCUGGAGAGUCGUGUAUUCGUGGGUUGGAGAUGAUCCUUGUGGAGAUGGAGAUCUACCAGCAUGGUCUGGUGUCACAUGUACCGAUCAGGGAGAUUACAGGGUUGUGACAGAACUGGAGGUAUAUGCAGUUUCUAUUAUUGGACCUUUUCCUGUUGCUGUAACCAACCUUUUGGAUCUCACAAGAUUGGAUCUUCAUAACAACAAGCUGACUGGGUCAAUCCCUCCUCAGAUUGGACGGCUUAAGCGUCUGAGAAUAUUGAACCUGAGGUGGAAUAAAUUUCAAGAUGUUAUCCCUCCAGAGAUUGGCGAAUUGAAAAAAUUGCAAUAUCUGCAAUUGAGCUUCAACCAUUUCAAGGGAGAAAUUCCUAAGGAGCUUGCAAAUUUGCCUGACCUUCGCUAUCUCUACCUGCAGCAAAAUCGCCUUGUUGGGCGCAUUCCACCAGAACUGGGGAAUCUUCCCUACCUUAGGCAAUUAGAUGUUGGGAACAACCAUCUUGUAGGAACAAUAAGGGAGCUUAUACACAUAGAAGGCGGGUUUCCAUCUCUUCGUAACUUGUACCUGAAUAACAAUUAUUUGACUGGAGGAGUUCCUGCACAGCUUGCGAACUUGACAAAUUUGGAAAUUCUGUACCUCUCUUACAACAAGAUGACGGGGAUAGUUCCUGCAGACCUUGCCUCUAUUCCAAGAUUAACUUAUCUGUACCUGGAUCAUAAUAUGUUCACAGGAAGGAUUCCAGAUACCUUUUAUAAGCACCCCUUAUUGAAAGAACUGUACAUAGAAGGCAACCAAUUCAAGCCCGGCGUUCGAGGGAAAGGCAUGCAUAAGAUUCUCGAACUCUCAGACACUGAUUUUUUGGUUUAGUAACAUUACCUGUUACCUACGCUGGUCCACGUCAUGCCCAUCUUUGGCUGAAAAUCAAAGCCACAACGCGGGUUAUUAAGGACGAUCUCCACUAAGAAAAAUGGAAGCUGGGGAAUCCCUCUGCUCAGGGGUUCAUCUUUUUUGAGUUAUUUACUGUUGAUGCAUUGUAAUAUUUGUUAAGAUUAGAUUAAUAAGAUGUAUCAUUCGUAGUAUAUGCAUAAGACACAUAAUGUAUCUACGCUGAGGAUUUCUCAAAUAGGAAAAUUGAGUUCUAUACUGUCUUUAGAUGCUAA
Nymphaea colorata (pocket water lily) is the source of this 1450-nucleotide messenger RNA. RefSeq names its product probable leucine-rich repeat receptor-like protein kinase At1g35710. Gene Ontology annotation, molecular function: protein binding. The transcript has 11 exons. Lineage: Eukaryota; Viridiplantae; Streptophyta; Magnoliopsida; Nymphaeales; Nymphaeaceae. Bases 171 to 1157 code for a protein of 328 amino acids. The record is from RefSeq and is a predicted model, not a curated record.